Prunus dulcis (almond) is the source of this 535-nucleotide messenger RNA. RefSeq lists its product as uncharacterized. The transcript has a single exon. The record is from RefSeq and is a predicted model, not a curated record. Bases 27 to 455 code for a protein of 142 amino acids. Lineage: Eukaryota; Viridiplantae; Streptophyta; Magnoliopsida; Rosales; Rosaceae.
CGUGCUUCAUAUGCGACUCCGACGACAUGGAUUUUGGAGGCUUUGUUAGGGCCGUGAAUGGGGACGAAGAGCUUCAGCUCGGUCAGCUUUAUUUUGUGUUGCCGUUGAGCUGGCUGAGCAGGCCACUUCGAGCCGAGCAGAUGGCUGCUUUGGCAGUUAGGGCAAGCUUGGCACUUGGAAAUACGAGGCGGAGGAAGCGAUGUUUUGGGUGUGGACGUAAAAGAGUCAAUCAAGUUGUGUUUACUAAUAAGAAGAAGGAUGAGCCUAGCCGGAUGGUGGCCAUGGGCAGUUAUGGUGGCGGCCAGAGCGUCGCUAGAAGUGGAGAAGUUGUGAGGAAAAGGAGAGGGAGAGGCCGCGGGCGGCGUGGUCAUGGGGGUGGUAAUGGAGGAGGUGGUGGCUUUGUGACAAGGUUGAGUGUGAUUUUGGAGGAUGAUGACAUGAUGGAGGGGGCAUGAUAUGAUUGUGUUGUUUAUUGGAAAUGUACUUUAUAUAUUAAUCAGUUCCUUGGUUAUGUUCGUUUUUUCACAUGGACAUA